AUGUGCAAUAAUAUUUUGAAAAUAUGUAAAUAUAACAAAUUAUAAUUUAGAAUAAUAUUUGCAAUUUUUAUCAAAAUCCAAAAUAUAUUUGUUUAUAUUUCAUUUGUAAAAUAAUAUAUGUAUNGGUCUAAAAGAAUUUGAUGGAGAAGAUUUAUGUAAUUCUUACCAUUUAUAGAUAGAAUUCGAUUCUCGUAAUAAAUUCAACAAGGAUCAAUAAAAAUAAUGGAUAUUUGAAUAAAUUGAUGAGAAGAAAAGAAGAUAAGAAUAAGAAAAAGCAGAGGAAAUGGCUUAUGCUUAAUAAACAUUAGAAAUCAAUAGAUUUAGAGGAAUGCUAUAAGAUAACUUUGCAUCCAGGAAAACUGAUAUGGGUGUUGCUACCAAACAAACCAAUCUUUAAUUAGUAAUCAUUCAAUUUAAUAUAAGGCUAAAGAGAAAAAAGAUAAAGAAGAAAGAGAAAAAUAAGAAAAAUUGGCUGCUGAACGUGCUGAAAGAGAUUUAUUACUUGAACGGGGUCGUAAGUAACCAUUUAAGGGAUGA
Paramecium pentaurelia is the source of this 537-nucleotide messenger RNA. Lineage: Eukaryota; Ciliophora; Oligohymenophorea; Peniculida; Parameciidae. The record is from the annotation of a GenBank genome assembly.